GAAAGAAAACAAGGAAAUCUCUUCCUGGAUGAGUUUUUUUUUUUUAAAUUUUUUUUUAUUUUCACUAGGUGUCGGGGUUUAGUUUUGGGAAGAUGUAGUUGCUUUUUAUUGUUUUUUUUUUUAAUAAAUUUAUAUACUUAAUCCAAUCUGAAAAGCCUCCGGCCUAGUUAAGGAAAAAAAUAACCCUGGUGUGAGUGUUCGCUCCUCUGCUGCUAGACUUCUCGGGCGUGAAGUUGCAAUGCCGGACCACAGCGAUGUUAGCCUGCCACCCGAAGAGCGGGUACGUGCCCUCACUAAGAAGGGCAGCUCCGUGGAUAUCAAUGAGGAUGUGCCACCACGGCGUUACUUUCGUUCUGGCAUGGAGAUGAUUCGCAUGGCCAAUGUCUACAUUGAGGAGGGGAACACGGAGCAUGCCUUUGUCCUCUACAACAAGUACAUCACGCUCUUUAUAGAGAAGCUGCCCAAACAUCGCGACUAUAAAACUGCCAACAUUCCAGAGAGGAAGGAGACCAUUCGGAGACUUAAGGAGGUAGCCUUUCCUCAGGCUGAAGAGCUCAAGAAAGGCCUUUUAAAGCAAUAUGAAAAGGAAUAUGCUGACUAUUUACUGAAAAAGAAAGCAGAAGAAGAAACCCUGGCACGUGAACACUCCAGACAGCGAGAGCUGGAGGCGGAACGGAGACGUGUGGCAGAGAUGCAGCAACGGCAGCGCGAGCAAGAGCAGUUCACUGUCUUUGAGGAGAUGAUCCGCCGACAGGAGCUGGAGAAGGAGCGCUUGCGCAUCUUGCAGGAAUUCAGCUCUCCUAGUGCACCCCCACUCGAUGGGCCCCUUAUACCUGGCGUGCUGGGACCCCCACAGCCAUCCGUAGUCAGUCCACCGCAGACCCCUGCAGCCAUCCCGUCUAGCAUCAGUCCUUCUGGCCCUCCAGCCAUACCCCCUACCUUUGACCGUGCCCUCAAGCCAGGGGCACUAGUUAGCCCUGGGAAUGGUGUCAUGGUCGAUGGACUGCGGCAGCUCUCUGUGCCGUCUGAGCUGUGUCACAGGUUUUUGAGGUUGGCGGAUGCCAAUACAUCACGGGCAGUUGAGACCUGUGGCAUCCUGUGUGGGAGAUUGACACAGAAUGCUUUCACUGUCACCCAUGUGAUUGUACCCAAGCAGUGUGGAGGUCCUGAUUAUUGUGACACUGAGAAUGAGGAGGAGCUUUUCCUAAUCCAGGAUCAGUAUGACCUCAUCACCCUGGGCUGGAUCCAUACACACCCCACCCAGACGGCGUUCCUGUCUAGUGUGGACCUGCACACACACUGCUCCUACCAGAUCAUGCUGCCAGAGUCUAUCGCCAUAGUGUGUUCACCUAAGUUCAAUGAGACGGGCUAUUUUAGGCUCACAGACUAUGGAAUGGAGGAGAUAUCGUCCUGCAAGCAGAAGGGCUUCCACCCGCAUCCCAAGGAGCCUCCACUGUUUUCUGCUGGAGGGCAUGUCACCAUCACAGACAGCAAGGUGACGGUGCUGGACUUGCGGUGACCAUCCCUCCGUUUCAAUGCCACAGAGCCAGACGUCGGCAGCCCGUCUACAGUCUCACCUUCCAUUCUGUUAAAACCAUUAUCAGCAGUGACGACAUCUCGCAAAGGAGCACUGCAUACUGAUUAAGCAGUCCCAGCCAAGCCAGUUUGCAUUACAGGAAAAACAGAGACCUUCUGGAUAAUAUCCAGUGCUGGUCUUGUACACACAUGCCUUUUUCUAUUGUCUUAAUUGUGCAAACAAAAAUAUGCUCACCUGAUGCUCAGAAUGUGAACUGAAUGAUUACACUCCAACUUUAGCUGCGUUCAGUUAAACAUAAUUGUGGAGUCUGGUUUAAGUUCCAUUUGUCUGCUAUGAUUCAUGAGUAUUUCUGAGUCCUUAUUUAAAAAUAUUCCCAUUGGUCAGGCAGUACUUUUGUGUAACACUCUAAUGGAGGGAAAGUCCAUCCCUUAAUACAAUUUCCAGGUCCCUUUAAAAUGUUAUUGCUUUGUGCUUGCUGUCACUUUAAUAGACCUCAAAAUGCUAAACAGAAACACUUUGUAAAUGUAGACAAUGUUGAUAUGUUAUAAAUAUAGGAUGGUGAUAUGGAAAUGCCUAACUUGAUUCUGCCCCUAGUAAUUUAUUAUACUUUUUACACGUUAUCUACUAGGACAUCAUGAUGUAAUUUCUGUUUUAUGUGACACAUUGAUAGAAGAAUGACAAAUCUAUGUAAUGUCUUAUAAUAUCUAUGGACUGACAGUGGUGGCAUCUUACAAUGUUGGUGGCAAAAAUAUAGAAAAUCAGCAACAAAAAAAAAACUGGAACAGCAUUCUUGCUGUGAUUACUUAUUUAGAUCCAGUCCAUAUAUAUACACAUACUGUACAGUAUGCAUUUCAUACUUAUGAGACGAUCAGACUUCUAGUAUUGUGAACCUGUACUGUACUACCUCCAUUUUUGUUAUUACCCUAUUAAUACUUGUAAAAUCGUGUCCUCCCUUGUAUAAAUAUUCUGAAGUAUA
Messenger RNA from Scleropages formosus (Asian bonytongue), 2513 nucleotides. It is a transcript of the gene stambpb, whose product is annotated as STAM binding protein b. The coding region runs from base 239 to 1519 and encodes 426 amino acids. NCBI's taxonomy places the organism in Eukaryota, Metazoa, Chordata, Actinopteri, Osteoglossiformes, Osteoglossidae. Gene Ontology annotation, biological process: protein K63-linked deubiquitination. The transcript is spliced from 10 exons. Gene Ontology annotation, molecular function: K63-linked deubiquitinase activity; protein binding; metal-dependent deubiquitinase activity. The record is from RefSeq and is a predicted model, not a curated record. Gene Ontology annotation, cellular component: cleavage furrow; endosome.